This is a messenger RNA of Cetraspora pellucida, 1080 nucleotides long. The record is from the annotation of a GenBank genome assembly. Lineage: Eukaryota; Fungi; Glomeromycota; Glomeromycetes; Diversisporales; Gigasporaceae.
AUGGAAAUACUAGAAGAUACUUCAACAGCCACUACACUACAAAAUAAAACAUCAGAGACACCAUCCGCAGUAAGCAUAAGCAAUACAACGGAUAAAAUGUCCGUAAUAGUCGAUGAAGAAAAAGACAAUAAAAAUGACCAAACAAUACAUUUAGUAGAACGAAGUGCGAUAACAGCUGCAAUACUAAUUCCUUUUUCGAUUAUUGGCGUUUUAAUUCGAAUUGGGUUAGUCGAUUUGCACACAUAUUCAAACGCACCUGUGUUUGCUUUGAUAUAUCCACAAUUUGUCGGGUGUACGAUAUUUGGAUUUUGUCUGGCUAGGAAGGGAUUCAUUAUGAAGAGCUAUUUGCCACUAUAUAUUGGUUUACAAACUGGACUAUGUGGCUCAAUUACAACAUUUUCUUCUUGGUCCCUUUUAACAUUUCGAAGCUUUAUUACACCAACUAGUCCUCUUAAUGGCAUUGACAAUGUCCUUGCUGGAUUAGCUAUUAUUGGUAUAACAAUUGGAAUGUCAAUUGUCGGUUUAAAAUUCGGUGAACAGUUGGCUGAUGCUUUCAUGAUAAGUCAGAUAACUCCAAAAGGAAUAGUUCACAAGGUUAUAAUAAGACCAUCUAAUAUAAGGGAAUUCGCACGUCUCGACUGGGUUUGCAUUGUGAGUGGAUGUGUAUCAUGGCUUCUGAUCAUUGCACUUGCUAUUUCUAUUCAAGUCCAACGAAGGGUAUUAUAUGCUGCUGUUUUCGCACCAAUAGGAACUUUGAUAAGAUGGCAGCUAUCCCGCUUUAAUUCAUUUAAAUCUUCAUUUCCUAUUGGAACUUUUACUGCUAAUAUCAGUGGUUCGGCGAUUUUAGGUGUACUGUUUUUGCUUUGUAAUGGUAUCGUUUAUUCUGGAAUAAGUUGUGAGAUCCUUAUUGGCUUAUCCGAUGGACUUUGUGGAUGUUUAACGACAAUUUCUACAUUUACGGCAGAGAUAGUGUCAUUACCGCGCCGUCAUGCCUAUAGGUACGCACUAAUUUCUAUUGUGACAAGUCAAAUCAUGAUGGUAUUUUUGGUUGGAAUACGUGCCUGGGUUAAUAAUGGCUUG